Molecule: messenger RNA, 515 nt
Organism: Phlebotomus argentipes
Lineage: Eukaryota; Metazoa; Arthropoda; Insecta; Diptera; Psychodidae
Product: probable 5-hydroxyisourate hydrolase R09H10.3
Exons: 2
Coding region: 100-459 (119 amino acids)
Biological process (GO): purine nucleobase metabolic process
Molecular function (GO): hydroxyisourate hydrolase activity
Source: RefSeq, a predicted model, not a curated record
UCUUGCUGACUCAGGCAAAGCGAUAAGAGUUUCAUAUGCAACAGUGUCUCUCUGUCAGUCGUCAAGAUCGCAUUUAGCAGUGGAAAAAUACAAAAUAAAAUGUCCAAGAGCGCAAAGCCACCAAUUUCCGUCCACAUCCUCGACACUUCUCGCGGUCGUCCUGCUACUGGAGUUCCCAUCACGCUGUAUAAAGAAGAAAAUGGCACAUGGCACACAGUGGGAAAUGGCCAAACUAACGCAGACGGAAGAUGUGAAACUUUCCUCACGAGAGAACAAUUUUCUUCAGGCACAUUUAAGAUUCACUACGCCGUGGAGGAUUACUUUAUGAAAAACUCAGGCUUCUCAUUUUAUCCAUACAUUGAGGUGGUCUUCAAGAUCGACAAUGCAGGAAAUGAUCAAAAUUAUCACAUUCCUCUCCUCCUCAAUCCAUUCGGCUACUCGACAUACCGAGGAUCAUAGAGGAAAGGUCCUUUCAAGAGCACAAAGAAUGAUAAUAAAAUGGGAUAAAACAUAAA